Molecule: messenger RNA, 820 nt
Organism: Eucalyptus grandis
Lineage: Eukaryota; Viridiplantae; Streptophyta; Magnoliopsida; Myrtales; Myrtaceae
Product: photosynthetic NDH subunit of subcomplex B 3, chloroplastic
Exons: 6
Coding region: 76-666 (196 amino acids)
Biological process (GO): P450-containing electron transport chain
Cellular component (GO): chloroplast thylakoid membrane
Molecular function (GO): 2 iron, 2 sulfur cluster binding
Source: RefSeq, a predicted model, not a curated record
AACCAAUAUCUCCAUGCAAAUGUCAAGAAGAGGACCCCAAGCAGUCGGAGGACCCUUUUCGUCCUUCUUCAAGAAAUGGGCAGUCUCCAGCUGAACUCAUCCCAUCUAGCUUCCUUCUCCCUCACUCCCAGCUUCAGCCAUCGCUCACGCACUCGCCGAGCUCACCUCAGACCUUUCCGGAGCCAAACGAGCUUCUCAAGAAGCAGGAUCAGAGCAGUCGGAACCGUCCCCGAGAGCGGCUCCGAAACCGCAGCGGCAGAGGAACCGCCGUGUGUGAACUUCGCAUUUGUCAGUUCGGUUCUGCUUCCUGAUGGGACUCCGGACGUUCAUCUUCGCACGGCGUGUGGCGGGCAAAAACUGAGGGACAUCAUGCUGGAUUCCGACGUUGAGUUGUAUGGUCCCUAUGCUAGACCUUUGUUGAAUUGUGCUGGGGGAGGAACUUGUGCGACUUGUUUGGUUGAGGUUGUUCAAGGAAAAGAGCUGCUGAGCCCUCUCACGGACAAAGAGAAGGAAAAACUUAAAAAGAAGCCAAAAAAUUAUAGGCUUGCAUGUCAAACGACAGUUGGUAAACCAGAUUCUAGAGGGCUGGUUGUCAUACAACAAUUGCCCGAGUGGAAGGCCCAUGAAUGGAAAUUUGAGAAAGUGUCACCUUCGGAAUCUUUAUGAUACAAAUUUUGUAUGUACUGCAUUGUGAAUGGACAGGCUCGAUUCUUUAUUUUUAUUUUUAUUUUGCUUUAUGAGACUAUGAGAGAGUUCCUCACAAUCUACUGUAUUGAAAUGAAUUUUCUGUAGCAGUUAAUAUAAUUUGGGUUCAUAAGUC